CGCUGGGGCCGUGCCAGGCCCUGGGACCUGUUGGUGGCAGGAGGGGACGUCCUGCACCAGAGCACUGGGCUUUGCUGGGCCGGCGGCGCGGCUUUAUCUCUCCCUGAGCGUUGGCAGAAAGCACAGUGCAGGUCCAAGUCCUGGAGGACUUUGCCGCACCACCGCCCUCGGCUCGAAGCGUUCCCGCGCCAGGCGAGCGGGAUCCAAAGGCCGCGCUGCCAGCAGCUCUGCGGAAGGGAAUCGGGGCCGGGAAGUGUCGGGAGAGAAACUUCAGCCGCCCGCGAGCGUGGCAGAGCCGGGGUCUGACUCACGGGGACGGCAGCAGCGGAGCUGCGGGGCUGGAGGUGCCGGACCGGUUGUGUGGACACCGGUGAGACCGUGAGCGCCCGCAGUCAGCGGGUCCUGGGCACCGCGCAAAGAUGACCACCUCGGCCCUGCGCCGGCAGGUGAAGAACAUCGUGCAUAACUACUCAGAGGCGGAGAUCAAGGUGCGAGAGGCCACCUCCAAUGACCCCUGGGGGCCCCCCAGCUCCCUGAUGUCGGAGAUCGCGGACCUCACCUUCAACACGGUGGCCUUUGCUGAGGUCAUGGGUAUGAUCUGGCGACGGCUGAACGACAGCGGCAAGAACUGGCGCCACGUGUACAAAGCCCUCACCCUGCUGGACUACCUCAUCAAAACCGGCUCCGAGAAGGUGACCCACCAGUGCCGGGAGAACCUUUACACCAUCCAGACGCUGAAGGACUUCCAGUACGUGGACCGUGACGGCAAGGACCAGGGCAUCAACAUCCGGGAGAAGGUGAAGCAGGUGAUGGCGCUGCUGAAGGACGAGGAGCGGCUGAAGCAGGAGCGGGCGCACGCGCUGCAGACAAAGGAGCGCAUGGCCCUCGAGGGCAUGGGCAGCGGCAGCCACCAGUCCACCUACGGCCGCCGUGCAUCGCCCUAUGGGGACGACUACGGCCGGACACGGGGCUCACCCUCCUCCUUCAACUCAUCUUCCUCGUCCCCCCGGUUUGCCUCCGACCUGGAGCAAGCACGUCCCCAGACGACGGGUGAGGAGGAGCUGCAGCUGCAGCUUGCCCUGGCCAUGAGUCGGGAGGAGGCUGAGAAGAAGCCACUUCCUCCAAUUUCCAGUACAGAUGAAGAAAGGCAAUUGCAGCUAGCGCUCGCGCUGAGCAAAGAGGAGCAUGAGAAGGAGGUGAGGGCGUGGCAAGGGGAGAACUCCCUGCUGCAGAGAGCCUUGGAGGAGACUGCCCAAGGUGGGGAGGAAGAGGAGGAAGAGGAUAAGAUGAAGAAAAGCCAGUCCUCUAUCCUGGAGCUGGCAGAUAUAUUUGGGCCGGCACCAGCCCCUUCCAGCCACACAUCUGCUGACCCAUGGGAUAUGCCAGAUAUGAAACCCAAAGCGGAGCCAGCAGCCUGGACUGGCACAGCAGACCCCUGGGUGCCAGUGCUAGCCAGCAGCGGGGAGCCCGUGCCCCAGGCGAGCGCCACAUCCCAGCAAACCGCUGCUGGGCCCUGGGAUUUCCCCCCCACCUCUGCUGAUCCAUGGGGGAAAGCACCCGCCUCGUCUGGCUUCUCCCCUGCAGACCCUUGGACAACCACGUCCCCACCGGCCCAGGGCUCCGGCGCUACGCCGGCCGCUGACCCUUGGGCUGCUGUGGCUGAGCCUAACCCUGCUUCAGGGGGGGAUGCUUUCGACCUGUUUGCAAAACAACCCGAGGCAGCUGAGCAGCCGGAGCCGGAGCGUUCACAGCCGCCCUCCUCGGCGAAGUCCAGCAGCCCCGCCGAGCUGGACCCCUUCGGCGACCUGUUCCCCGGCCCCAAGCAGGACGCGGCGAAGAGCUUUGACCUCGCUAACCUGGCGGACUCGCUGCCCGAAUCCUGCAAGGAGCGGAAGGACUGUAAAACCCCCGAGGCCUUCCUCGGCCCCGCCGCCUCCUCGCUGGUCAACCUGGACUCGCUGGUGGCACCGCCGCAGGCCGCCAAGACGCGCAACCCCUUCCUCUCGGGCCUGAGCACGCCGUCCCCCACCAACCCCUUCAGCCUGGCCGAGCAGCCCAAGCCCACGCUCAACCAGAUGCGGACCGGCUCCCCGGUGCCCGGCCUGCCCGCCAACGCCAUGACGUACAGCACCUCGCUGCCGCUGCCGCUCAGCAGCGUCCCCGCCGCCCUGCCCGCCUCCGCCAGUGCCUUCCCGCAGGCGGGGGCCGGGCCGUUCCCCGAGCUGCCCGGCGCUUUGCCGCAGCCUCUGCUGCCGCUGAGCGGCCCCCCGGCCCCCCCGGCCUCGCAGGGCGGGCUCAACCCUUUCCUCUGAGCGCUGCGGGCCGGCAGCACGCGCAGCUCUCGCCCCUUCCCGGCCGUUCUCCCGGCGCUCCCUUCCCCGCGCACGCCGCCGGGGACGCCGGCACGAGCCGGGGCCGUGCCCCGAGGGACCGCGGGCCGCGGCUUCGGGACCGCCCGCUCUGAGCACGGCGCCUCAGUACGGGGCUGGGGCGGACGGAGAGCUGCCUCCCGUUCGCUCCUCUUCCCUGGAAACGCUCUGUUCCCCCCUAACGCGCUGCCCUCGCCCGGGGGCUCCCGCCUGGAUCGCGCUCUCCCCGCUCUGGAUGUUUCUCCGCUUGGGCACCGCGUCCCCGCUCUCCAGCCCGGGUUGGCCCCGGCUGCGUCCCCGUCACGGACCCCCGCGCCCCCGGACCCCGUGCAGAGCCCGGGCCGGGCCCUCAGCCCCACGGGGAGCAGCGCCCGGUGCCGGAGGCAGCGCGGCUCGGGGUGGGGGGGGGGCUCGGGGGGAGGCGGGCGUGACGUUAGCGCUUCAGCGCCUGCACCCGGCUGCACUGCUCCGCGCGGCGGCGCCGCUCCGGGCCCGGAGCCGCGGCGGCCGUACCGGCACCGGGAACCGUGAACUGACCGCAACAAUAAAGUACUGGAACGGAA
Molecule: messenger RNA, 2932 nt
Organism: Numida meleagris (helmeted guineafowl)
Lineage: Eukaryota; Metazoa; Chordata; Aves; Galliformes; Numididae
Gene: EPN3
Product: epsin 3
Exons: 10
Coding region: 420-2312 (630 amino acids)
Biological process (GO): endocytosis
Cellular component (GO): plasma membrane; endosome; clathrin vesicle coat
Molecular function (GO): clathrin binding; phospholipid binding
Source: RefSeq, a predicted model, not a curated record